Molecule: messenger RNA, 1543 nt
Organism: Paramecium sonneborni
Lineage: Eukaryota; Ciliophora; Oligohymenophorea; Peniculida; Parameciidae
Source: the annotation of a GenBank genome assembly
UUAAUGUUAAUUGAUUAAAAUACUUGGCAUGGAUUUAUCGAUCUUUCUGAUUAGACCAAUAUAGAGAGUUGGCUAGGAUGGAUUAUUUAUUUUUGCUGUUUGAUCGCUGCAAUGAUUUUAGGUCAUUGGUUGUUGACAGUAAUUUUGCAAUUAUUUUAAAGUCAUUCAUUGUUCCAGAUUAUGAUAUACAUUCCAAGUUUACAGUCUUUUUAUUUUGUUUAACCUUUAGUCUUAGUACUAUGGCAUUGGGAAUGUUCAUUUUUGAGAUUUUCAAGAUUGGACAAUCCUAAACCAGACCAAAAUUAUGGUCAUUCACUUUAAUGAGCGAUGUUUUAUUAUUGCUUUAUAUAUUGCCAAACUUAUCUUUUUAUUUCAUAUUCCAUCGUAUGGGAUUUGGCAAACAUAUAAUAUUAAGUAAGUAUUACCUUUAUACUUUUAGUAUUUUGGUUAAGUGCUUUGACUAUUCUUGUAGCAUCAUAUUUUUUUGAUAAAUUACCGAUCACAAAUGUUUAAUUAAAUUUACCUUCUUAAAUUGAUUUCAUUACAAACAUAGGGACUUACAUGAUAGGAAUUUUGUCAGGAUUUGGUGCUGUCUAUUGUCCUUGGGCAUAUUUUUAAAUGAUUAGUUUGGAUAGUAAUAUCUUUAUUUAGAAUAGUUAACAAGGUUAAAUAAGGGAAAAAAUCAAUCAUAAGCAACAUUUAUUUCAUAAUUGCUGAAAUCGAAAAAUCUGUAGUGAAAUUAGUACUGAUUAAUGAGGAAUAUAGAAAUAAAAAAAAUGGAGAAGUUCAAUCUACAUUUUUUUGGGCCAGAAUAUAAAACUGGUUUAAAAAAAAACCAAGAGAAUCUUAACAAAGAAAAGAUUUGAAAGAAGAACUUCGUCAAUUGAAAGUCAUUCAUAAUUAAUUGUAUGAUCAUUUUAAAGAUUAUAUUGAUGAAGAAACUAGAUAUUAUUAAUCCAAAUCAUUAUAUGGAAAAUUUCUUAAAAGAUUAGCAUGGAUUGUUUUGAUAUAUUGUAUAUACAAAAUGAUUAUGAGUACAAUCAACGCUAUUUGGGGAAGGAAAAAAUCAAUUGAUCCAAUCAGUAGAAUUUUAAAAGUUAUUUUACCUUUCUUUGGAUUUGAAUUAGAUCAAAUCACUUAUGAAACUCUUGCUAUGUAUGGAACAUUCAUUUUUAUGGGAUACUUGAUGUUUAGCAAUGUUAGAUCCUUCUCUUUAAAUUUAGUUAAUAUAUUUAACACCUUUAUGGGAAUGGCUGUACUUUAGAAAUUACCUUAUGAAAUCAUGGUGCUUUUUAUUGCCGAAGUUUUUGGUGUAUAUCUUUUAUCAACAGUUAUUUUAUUAUAGACAAGUUUACCAGAUAGUUUCAUAUCUAAUCUUAAAGAAUAUUCUUAAGGUAUUGAAAUAUUAAGCCAUUAUGAAAAUAUUGAUAGAUUUUUUUUAAUGAGUGGUUUUAUUAGUACAAUAAUAAUAUAUGCAAAUUAUCAUAGAAGAAAAUAAAAAUUAGAAAACUUUGAGAAAUCAGAUUUGAAAUUACGGGAUUGA